Molecule: messenger RNA, 1377 nt
Organism: Trichomonas vaginalis G3
Lineage: Eukaryota; Parabasalia; Trichomonadida; Trichomonadidae
Product: major facilitator superfamily transporter
Exons: 1
Coding region: 1-1377 (458 amino acids)
Biological process (GO): transmembrane transport
Molecular function (GO): transmembrane transporter activity
Source: RefSeq, a predicted model, not a curated record
AUGGAAGAUUACAGUUCUAUAGCACAACCAGAGCCUCCAACAAAGAAAUUUAAAAUACUAAGGAUAGUAGUAUAUGUAUUAACUGCUCUUCUAUACGGACUUGUUAACUUUCAUAAAUUAUGUCCAUCAAUUGUCGCAGAAGACAUGGCAAAAGCAUACAAUGUUUCCACAUCAGAAUUAAGUAUAUUUUCAGGCAUUUAUUUUUAUCCAUAUGCAGUUAUGCAACCGAUUUCUGGACUUUUUGCAGAUAUGUUUGAUCCAUGCUUUGUGGUUGGCGGGUUCGGACUUCUUACAUCAGUUGGAUCAAUCAUGUGCGGUUUAUCCCAUCAAUUAACGAUUGGAAUUAUCGGAAGAUUUUUAGUUGGAAUCGGAACAGGCCCCGCAUACAUUUGCUGCCUACGUGUUAGUGCUAACUGGUUCAAAUCCGAGCAGUUGCCAUUAAUGCUAGGUAUCCUAAUGGCCUUUUCUACCGUUGGCGGAAUUAUUGCGGGUUCUCCAUUGUCACUUUUUUGUAAAAAAUUUGGUUGGCGAGUUGCUUUCUACACGAUCGGUGGAUUUGGCACAUUACUUUCUUUAGUCAUCAUGUUCUUUACUAAGGGAAAGCCAGAAGGAUAUGGUUUUGAGCCUGUAAACGAAAGAGCUGUUAAAGUAGAAGAUAAACGCUCAUUUUGUCAGAAACUCGGAAGUUUAUUUUCGAACAUAGGCCAGGUUAUCCGCGUUUGGCGCUUCUGGACUAUCGUUUUGUUCAAUAUUAACUGUGUUAUUCCAUAUUUCAAUGUUGCAAGUUAUUGGGGCGGCCCAUUCUUGAUUGAUGUUCGCCAUUACACGAAUACUGAAACAGGAAACAUAAUUAUCUUUAUUUCUAUUGGUCUUUUAGUUGGAUCAAUAUUAUUACCUGUUGGCCACAAGAUUUUCAAGACAAAGAAGUGGAUUAUGUUUGCCAGUGGUGUUUUCGUUGCAUUUUCAACAGGAAUGUUGUAUUUCCAUGGAGAUAAAUGCAGCAAAAUACUAAUCAUUGUUUAUUUCUUUGUUUUGGGCAUGUUUACAUUGAGUCUUGCCUCUAUUGACUAUUCUUUGCUUACUUCGUAUUAUAGUCCAGAUAUUUCUGGAUUUGCAACAGGAAUUGCGAAUUUCUUCCUUUUCGGAAUGGUUGGAGUCGUCAUGCAGAUUUCUUCCAAGAUUAUCUCCCACUUUGGAAGUUCUCUCAAUGAAAAAGGACUCAAAUCAUACACCUGGGAUGGAUACAAGAACGGAUUAUGGUUAUUUAGUUUUGUUUCCGGUCUUGUGUCACUUAUUUUCGCUUCUACAACAUACGAUCCUGAUUCAAAGUGCUGUGGAAAGCGUGGUUCUGCAACAGAUGUCCCACUUCUCGAUUGA